AGGCAUGGCUUGGCUGAGAUUCUGGCGCUGCCCCUUUAAAAAACCCAAAGAUGCUCCUGCCAGGAUGCCAGCGACAAACAAGCUCCAUCCAAUGGCAGCCCACCCUCUCCAUGAAUGGCUCGGUGGGCGCCGGGGAGGAAGAGGCUGCGAGGGAAGGAAGGAGGGAAGGAGGAGGGCAGCAACAAGUGCGCGGGUGCGCAAGCAAGCGGAGAGUCCCCCACGCAAGACCAGCCCAGGGCGUGGCAUGCCAGGGAGGGAGAGACAGCCAGCCUGCCUGCCUGCCUUUGCGCCUCAGUCCCCAAGAAACUUGGGCCAGUCCAGGAAGAGGGGCGCACUCAAGAAAUUCCUUGGCUAUCUGUCCUUGCUUUGAAGGAUAAGAAGAGUGAGUGUACCAGGCCUGGGUCUGUUGAGGAACGGUCACCAGAUGUCUGAAGAAAGCACUGUGAGAAUUCCCAAUUCCGAAGGUUGUGAGAAAGCCUCAUUUUCUUUGCCUUAGCAGCCAUGCAGGACUGCAGAUGCCUGACUGGAUAACCAGCAUGUUUCUGGCAGCUGAGGUAUCUUGGCCCAUGCUAUGGUUCUACUUCCAAGCUCUCUUCUUCCUCCUCUUCUGUGUCCCUUCCUAUUGUACUUCCUGCCCUGAGCAGUGUCAGUGUACCAACUCCUCAGAGGCAACAGCAGUUCUGUGCAGCGCCAGCAACCUGCAAGAGAUCCCAAGAGAUAUUCCCAAAGACACCAUGUUUCUAAAGCUGGACGCAAAUAAAAUCACUGCUGUUCCCAACAGCACGUUCCGGCACCUUGCCCACUUACAAGAGAUAGACCUGUCUAAAAAUGCCAUUGAGAAGAUCGAUUCUGCAGCAUUCAAGGGAGUUGCCGAUGGCUUGAGGCUUCUGGAUCUCUCUGGGAAUCACAUUCAGAGGAUCCCAAAGGAAGCCCUGGUCAACUUGAAUGCCAUGAUCCGCCUGUCCAACAACCCCUGGCAUUGUGAAUGUACUUUACAGGAAGUCUUGUGGGAAGUGAAACUAGACCCUGACUCGGUCAAUGAGACCACCUGCCAAACAUCUGUGCAAGAAGAAUAUACUGGGAAGCCUCUGCUCCAUAUCCUUGAUUCCCGCUUUUGCAACAUGCACCAGAAAACCACAGAUGUUGCCAUGUUUGUUACCAUGUUCAGCUGGUUUACCUUGGUCAUUAGCUAUGUGGUCUACUAUGUCCGGCAUAACCAAGAGGACACAAGGAAGCACUUGGAGUACCUGAAAUCACUGCCUAGCACAAGGGUUCCUAAAGAAACUAUCAGCAUGAUCCUGUGAUCCAGGAAGGGUGACUGGAUUACAGAGUUUGUUUUCUUGGGUGGGACGUGGAACUUUGAUUUCCUACUUGUUCUGUAAGAACUUUUCUACAUGUUUAAUAGCAUGGGGAAAAUUGUGUGUUAAUAUAAAUGUAGAACGAAUGUCCAAACCAAAGUUUCCCAUAUGGUGUACUAGGAUACCAGCAGUGGCUCUAUAAAGCUCUGUAAAGAGAGCUCUAUAAAGAGAUCUGCUAUCCAGAACAACAUUUUAACUCUAAGGUGCGGACACCAUUAAUGUGCAGUCAAGUUUUAAUUUGGAGAGAUCCAAAGGGCCCUGAGUGGAGUUACCGAAAGAUACUAAUGAUCUCAUGGUUGACUUUUGCUUGGAGCUACCACAAAAAAAAGCACUUCCAGGAGCAUUCAGACCCACAGAACGGUCCUGCCUCCAAAUUCAUACAUUUUGUUGGUGCGCAUGCGUGCACAUGUGUGCGCACACAUGCACAGAUUGAUGUAGUGUUUAAUAGGAUGUUUGUGGAGCAUGUGUGUUUAUGGGUUGAUAUUCCUUGCCUUAGAAAACCCUAUUUAAUUAAUAGGAUUGCCAUAAGUCAACAGGCAACUUGAAGGCACAUACACAGAAUGCUUCCCUUAAUCUUACCUGCUACAGUGUCUCUGGAGCUAACACCUCUUUUUUUCUGUUGCUGAUUUUUCUUCAAUGUAUUAUUGUUACAAUGGGACAAAAAAGUGCCAGAGAGGCCUAUCUGUGCAUAUGUUACACUCUCUCCAGUGCUGAAUAGGUUCCAUCCUAGG
This is a messenger RNA of Anolis sagrei ordinatus, 2089 nucleotides long. It is a transcript of the gene LRRC3, whose product is annotated as leucine rich repeat containing 3. Lineage: Eukaryota; Metazoa; Chordata; Lepidosauria; Squamata; Anolidae. The record is from RefSeq and is a predicted model, not a curated record. Gene Ontology annotation, molecular function: protein binding.